CACAGACAUCGAUGAUCGAUUCAAUAUACAAAACUACGAAGAGGAUAAGAAAUUUUACUGAGAAGUGGGAACUUUUUAAAUCCGCUAAACAGUUGUGAACGAACAGGAACUUCCGCUGAGUACAGAUAUCGCUUACGCAUAUGCAUUCAGGGGGGAGGAAAGGUCAAUUUUUUGGAGUUCACCAGUUCAGUGAGUUCACACUGUCUCUGAUUCCAGAAAGAAAGAUACAGAAAUACUAUAAAAGAACAACUAUUGUCUGUUUGCUCUCAAGUUGUGCAUAAUGCCCGAGAAAUCUUCUGCUCGACAAAAAGCCCAGGCUGGGAAACGAGUAUUAGAUGAAUAUGCAAGGAAAAGACGUCAGAGACGGCAACUGGAUGCCUUGGAGAUGGAUAACUUUGGUGAUGAUCCCCAUGCCAACCUUGCAAAAGCCAAGAAAUUGCCAUCAUUUAUAGAUUCUCCAGAGGAAAAGAAGAGAAAGAAGAAAAAAGGUACAGGAGAACAUUUUAAACAGAGGUUUAAGAAAACAUUUGUUCUAUUACUUGAGGAAGAGAAACAAGAAUUUGAAGAGGGUGAACCAAACUAUGUGACAGCUUGUGUUCCACCUUCAAGGUUUCCUGAACGUCGUUUCUGUUCAGUUUGUGGAUUUCCCUCGAAUUACACAUGCGUUCAAUGCGGAAGCCGUUAUUGCUGUGUCAAGUGUUUAGGAACUCACCAAGAUACUAGAUGUUUGAAAUGGACUGCUUAGGCAGAUGGUCAUGUGGUUUGAAGUCAAAGAUAACCUACCAACAAGACUAUAUACCUGCAGUGCUUACAGUGCAAUACAGUACAGUACACUUGUGAUGCUGCAGUAAAAUUCAAAUUCACACAUUCAUCUUGUUAACAGGCAGAGAAAAAAUCCUCUACCUAGGCAAAAUUUUGAUGCAUAAGAACCCAUGUUGUUUUCUUGAGAACUAUUAUGACUCAAAUGUGUAUCAUAUUGUAAAUUGUUACCAUGGGUGGUACAAAUACUAGCAUCUGAGACAAACAUCUAACUUGCAAUGCCAUGAUGAAUCAAUGUUUUCAACCUUUAUUUCGCAUCUAGCAGAAGAUCCAAAACUGUGCACAUUUCAACUACUUAACAACAAAUAAAUGUAAACCACUUCAGAAUAAC
Dendronephthya gigantea is the source of this 1150-nucleotide messenger RNA. Its product is annotated as zinc finger HIT domain-containing protein 1-like. Gene Ontology annotation, molecular function: nucleosome binding. Gene Ontology annotation, cellular component: Swr1 complex. The transcript has 7 exons. Bases 281 to 745 code for a protein of 154 amino acids. Gene Ontology annotation, biological process: chromatin remodeling. Lineage: Eukaryota; Metazoa; Cnidaria; Anthozoa; Malacalcyonacea; Nephtheidae. The record is from RefSeq and is a predicted model, not a curated record.